Diaporthe citri is the source of this 192-nucleotide messenger RNA. RefSeq lists its product as uncharacterized. NCBI's taxonomy places the organism in Eukaryota, Fungi, Ascomycota, Sordariomycetes, Diaporthales, Diaporthaceae. The coding region runs from base 1 to 192 and encodes 63 amino acids. The transcript is spliced from 2 exons. The record is from RefSeq and is a predicted model, not a curated record.
AUGCCGGAACAGAUCCUGGAGACACUGUAUGCCAACAGGAGGUCCUGCCGGUUGAGCCCCGACUAUACUGUUCGCCACUGGGAGUUCUAUGUGGAGCAAUACGCCAGCCACGGAUUUGGGGACCACGAUGCGUCUUACAACGUACCCAAUUCUGGCUACUUCGUCCGAGGCAUUAUCUUCGCAGUGGAUUAG